Molecule: messenger RNA, 1254 nt
Organism: Striga hermonthica
Lineage: Eukaryota; Viridiplantae; Streptophyta; Magnoliopsida; Lamiales; Orobanchaceae
Source: the annotation of a GenBank genome assembly
AUGUCGAGUAAAGGAGGGUAUGCGGCGGCGCCGCCGCCGCGGCAGGGAGGCGACAGGUUCUACAACCCGCCGGCGUUUCGCCGCCACCACCACCACCAAACACUCUUGCAGCAGCAGCAGCAAAUGUUGCAGAGACAGCUGCUCCAGCAGCAGCAGCAGCAGCAGCAACACCACCUACAGCUCCAGCAGCACCGCCUGCUGCAGAGGAGGACGGCUCCGACGCCGGAGUAUUCCCCGGCUGCAGAGGCUGAGGCUCGGGACGACGCUGAUGCUUCAUCGACGGAGGUGGCAUUGUCCGUGCCGCCUUCCGUUGGCCGUGGGUCGGCUUUGAGAGUUACGAAUUUGGAUCGCUUGAUGGAAUCUGUUACUCCGUUUAUCGAGGCGCGGGGCUCGUUGGAGGCGAAUGUAAGAGGCCAGAGAGCGCGUGAAGUGGAUUCACUUCCUUUUUAUCACUUGGCAGAUCUGUGGGAAUUUUUUAGCGAGUGGAGUUAUUAUGGAGCCGGAGUACCUUUAUUGUUGCAUGGGAAAGACCGAAUUGAGCAGUAUUAUGUCCCUUUCUUGUCAGGCAUAGAAUUAUACGUCGACCCUUCAAACCCUGCGUCUCGACUUGGAGGGGUAAAUGAGGAAAUUGAUGCUGAGUCAGACAGGCGAGCUAAAUCCAGUUUUAGCGCGACCAUGCGGGGAUUGAAUACUCUCUCACUGGGAGAUAAAUCUGUCAUAAACUCAUCCGGUUCUGAAGUUGCUCGUUCUCGUGGCAAACCCGUGUUUCAGUUCUUGGAACACGAGCAGCCAUAUAAUCGUAGACCACUGGCUGAUAAGAUAUCGUUGCUUGUUUCGCAAUAUCCUGAGCUUAGCAAGUUCAAAAGCUGUGAUUUACUUCCAUCUAGUUGGAUAUGUGUAGCUUGGUAUCCGAUUUAUAGGAUACCCAUUGGCCCGACACUGCAAGAUCUCGAUGCAUCUUUCUUGACAUUCCAUUCUCUGUCCACACAACCUAAAAGCUACAGCCCCCCUCGAUUCCAUGCUCCGAACACUAGAAAUAUUCGAGGCUUUGCUGAUCCAACUCCAAAAAUUUCGUUGCCAGUAUUUGCUCUCGCCUCUUACAAGUUGAAAGGAUCGAUCGUGAGCCCCAGUGGACCCCACGAGUGUGAGCAAGAGAAUUCCCUCCUGCAAGCAGCCGACAAAUGGCUCAACGGUUUGGAAGUCAUGCUACCUGAUUACCAGUUUUUCCGUGCCCACAAUUCUCAUAGAAGAUGA